Molecule: messenger RNA, 1335 nt
Organism: Aspergillus aculeatinus CBS 121060
Lineage: Eukaryota; Fungi; Ascomycota; Eurotiomycetes; Eurotiales; Aspergillaceae
Product: F-box domain-containing protein
Exons: 3
Coding region: 1-1335 (444 amino acids)
Molecular function (GO): protein binding
Source: RefSeq, a predicted model, not a curated record
AUGACCAGCACCAACCUCGCGUGUCUCCCGCUGGAGAUUAUCCACCGCGUGCUUUAUUUCAUGGAUCUAUCCUCGCUUUGCGAACUUGCCCUCACCAAUCGCCGCCUCAGUGCAAUCAGUCAAAGGGAGCUGCUGAAGGUGGUGACUGUGUACCCCCGGAAAGAGAGUCGAGAAAGAUUUCAGGAUAUCCUCGAAGACAGGACUCGGGCACGACUGGUGCAUAGGUUAUAUCUGGAUGUCAGCGCUUGGGCCGGCUAUUUCACACAAGCACGCUAUGUCAAUCAAAGCAACCGCGAUAAGGAGAUCCUCCAGUUGCGCAGAUUUAUGAAGCUCGUCCCGCGCUUGAAGGAACUCCCCUGUCUACGAAGCAUCGUGCUUCGCUUUCAUCCGGGCUGUUAUGUCGAAGAUACCUGGGAUGACUCCUUUCAGAGUGCCGAGUUCCGCUCCUGUGUAAUGACUGAGUUUAUCUCGGCGGUGACGUCCCUCGACGAGCCUGUCAAAGAGCUGUCCCUGUGCAACUUCCAGAACAUCAACCCGACGGACCUCACGGUGGUCCUGAAUCUCACCCAGAUCUUGGGCAGUCUACGCGCAUUGCGGCUGAAUAUCGCGAAUGAACACGACGAAGGCAACGGCGAAAACGAUCUUGAGCAAGACGAACCGCACAAAUUCUUCCCCGAACUUCCCUCCUUCUGGCUGACCCCGGCGGCCGCGACCCUCGAACACCUCACCAUCUACUCCAGCAACUACUUCGGCUUCUACCCCAAGCUGGAUCUACGCGGGGUCCACCUCCCGCGCCUGAAGACCCUGGCCCUGGGCAAGUACGCCUUUGUCCACGACUCCCAGCUCCAAUGGAUCCUCUCGCACGGCAAGACCCUAACCGAGCUCUACCUCGAAAACACCCCCAUCCUCUUCGAGGUCUCCGUCUACAACAAAGACCGGGCCUUGCUGGACUCUGGCCGAUACACCCACAAACCCGGGCUGCGCGAGAAACACUUCGCGACGUACGACAAGCGCUGGCACCACUACUUCCGGGCCUUUCAGGCGGGGCUCCCGCACCUGCGCCAUUUCCGCUACGGGCGCUCGGAACUGUGGUGGGAGGAUAACAUGACGCCUCUGGAGCGCGAGACGGGGAUUACGGUUGGGAUGCAUGACGACAGCUACAUGGUCUUCUGCGACGGGUUCGGGCCGACGCCGUAUAUGCAUACCACGAUCUAUGAUAGCGAUGACGAGGAGCCAUCCUAUGAAGGUGAUGGAGUGGAUUGCGUGGAAGAAGAUCAGCAGGCGUUGGUGGGGUUGCUGGGGAAGAUUGGGCAGCCGUUGGAGGUGGAGGAUUAG